AUGCUACCUCUGUACUUUCCUCCCCCAAGAAAAGUAAGCGUGUUAUUAUGCCAUGCUCAUCUGCCUGAAAAAGUUGCAAUAUCGCUUUUUAAAAGAAUGACUCACAUAACGUUGAGCUGAGUAGCUGCCCCAAACUUACCUGAAAGCUUUUAGACUUUAAAAGGAAGAAAUUGAAGUCUUCUGCUCAGUAGACGCAGACACCUUUAUUCUCUAUGUUCCUUGGCCAGUCAGAAUUUCACGCUGUCUAUUCGUACUAAUUGUUCGCUCUGCCGUAGUCCUCCUCUGUGCUUGAGACUUCUUGCCUCCGUUUAGACGCCCGAGCUUAUAAAGGAACUUGAGGCUUUGCAGUCCACUCCCUCCGGCGACGCUGCCACCCGCCAGACCAUCUCCGAAUUCCCCGCCGAGGUCUCCGAUGUCCAGUCAGCCAAAAAACUGGUUGAGUGUAUGUUUGCUCGUGCUCAUAAUCAUUUGUUUGUUCCACUACCUUCAGAGCUUCCACUGCCAUCAUCCUUGCUCGUGGACGGCACACUCCCUUAUCAACUAGAAUCCUCAUCUGCGAGACGGUGUCGGUAGAUUUGUGGCGAACACAGUGACUUAAAGAACAGGUGGCCGAUAUCCAAUCCUGAGGUCCACAUAGCUGGUUAGCGCAUGAGGGGAAUCUACCCUAGAAAUCCCCAGUCGAGGAUGAAGUCAGAUGUCAGGGUUGAUGACAAAAGUGGACAAGCACGUGGGUGGCCGAUGAACCAAUUGGCGUGCUUAUGCACAUUAUUGGCGAAAAUUAAAGGAACAUUCUUCCGUAGGUAGUUAGUAUGCUACCUUGUCAAACGCUGCAACGAAAUUCCUACCACCGAGAGUAGGGCUUAGGGGGACUUUCUCUGUAAUACCUACCGACCCCUUGGAAGUUCACCAAGUGCGACUUGUCAGUCCUCAAACCCUUGAAGUCUAUUGUAGUCAGCUCAAGACGCGAACCGGCGCAAAGUAUAUUUGGCCACACACCGAUAUUGGAUUGCCACACUCUCAGCACACCUACUACCUGUAAGUCCUUUCAUGUACGAGGAACCACACACACAGGGAACGCCGAGACACCCAUUGAUGCUCCAAAUCCCUCCCAACACCACACGUGUCUGCACUGUUAACUAGUGCCUGUGUUGGCGCUAUAGCAGACCAAUUUCGAUGCAUGUUUACAUGCAGCCGAUUGCCCUAUGCGUAGCUUAUGGAUAUUGUGAGACCAUUCCACAGAAGCCACCCGGUUCCCGGUGGUGCCUCGUAGGUCAGCUGGUUAGAGCGUUGGCUGUACUCAAGCCCUGCCCUCGCUGUCGUGGGUUCGAAUCCCACCGAGGCCUUCGAGUUUCUCAAAACUGUGUAGGCAGGCUUAGUUUCAGGCGCACUCUCCCUCUCAAUUGGGAUCCAUUUUUUCUUGUGUGGAUUUCUAGUCUGUGUACCUUGUGGAUCUGGGGGUGUGGUGGUACGCCGAGGCGCGGGUCUCCGCCGUGCCAGUCACCUGUGUCCUCUCCCGCCCCCGGUCUUCUUCACUGUGUCCUGUUGCUGGGCCUAGGUGGAGCGGAGGAGGAGGAGAGAGUGCGGUAGGUGCAGUGCAAAUCUUCUAUUUCUUUAAAAGAAAUCACGCGCAAGUCUCCGACCCUGCUGUGGAGCAGACGGUAGGCAUCACCGGUCACAACGAUCGGACUGUCAAUCUCGUAUUCACAUGUUUAUUAAGCUGUUUAAGAAAUACACAAUGUGAUCCAAAUCUACCCCAUUAUUUCACAGACAUCAGACACAUAAAUAAAAGCCGUGUUUUAGGGAAAAUAUAGAUUGUACUGGCUGAUGGUUCUUCCCCCCUCCGGAACGGUACGUGCUGCUCCGAAGCAAAAGAGUGACCAACAGUGCCCUAUAAUAUGCGUUAGCGGAGCUGUGGUACGCCUGUUUGAGUCCGUAUGUGACACACGUGGACGGCGGCUCUAACGCCACACCAAGCCUUAUGCCCAGUUUCAUUAUCAAUCGGCUGAGAUGCUCGGACAGUUCCCAGACGCGUGGAGGAGACGAGAGUGUGACCGAUCUCGUGCGCUCAGUCAGUGAAAUGUCGCAGAUUCUUAAAUAUGUUUUCAAUUAGAAAGCAGUACUUAGGGUGGGGCUGUAAUAUUGACUAUCGUGAAGUAUAAUACCAAGAUAUUUCAAUCACGCCGGGAUGUGGACGUCCGAAUGCAUUUCUUUCCGGCCUUCUGCAAAACUCGCACUCUGUAAAGAUUAACAACUUAAGUAGUGUGAGUUUUUCCCGUCGAUUUUCGAUGCCGUUAUUAUGAGUUGUCUGAAGGACCAUUUCAGACGAAGAGGGUACCCAUAGGCUAGUCUGACCAGGAUGUCUAGCAUGUACUUUGAAUAACCCAGCAGCCGGUAAAUACACAGGUUGCUUUUCCAACUCCAUCCACCUUUUCUAAAGCGGAGUAUCCAUACCUUUAAGUGCCAAAUUUGAGGAAAGCGUGGUUUCAAGUGGCAGUUGUUUUGUGGAAUUCCAGUCUCACGUCCAGAAAAGUAGGUUCUGGGAGGGUGAGGGAGGAGAGAGUGGUAAAUGCUGACAAAUCUGUUAUCAUAAACUAAUUCACACUCACACAAGUCACUGUUCCUGAGCCCACCUUCCUGUGGGGCACACGGCGGUCAUCGUCAGCAACGAUGGUCGGGUGUAGUAAAAGAAAUGUGCACGUAUCGCUACUAGGACGUACGAUUUGUUGUCUCAGGUCUGUAGAAAGCCCCAUUCAAAAUUCGCUGAAGUCCCUUUACGUGAAUGUAGGUUUUUGGUUAGGUGGCACUGAGCGGUCAGCAAACGUACCAGUACCGCUGACUCACCCUGUCCUCCACACCCCCCAAUGAGACCGCUAACCCCAUCUCAGCCACCGACGACAAUUCGGCCGUCGAUUUCGCCGAUGUCCUCUGUGUGGUUCAGACCAGGAGGAGAACAGGGACGGUGACUUGGGCGCGGAUUGGUUUAUAGUGACGGUGGAUUUGCACAGCAUCUAUCACACUCUCCUCCUCCCCCAUUUGAGCUCAGUGUCAUGACUAGGUCAAAAAGACCGGCGGUGGGAGAGGGCGUAGGUGGCUGCCACGGCGGAAACCCCCAUCUAGGCGAACCCCACCACACUGGUCCAUCACGUACAAAUGACCAAAAUUUUACACAACAAGAAAAAAGGGGGCGGCAGGAGUCCCAGUUGGUGCGCCUGCUCCAAUUGCAGGACAAAGUGAGAUGAAAUCGGAGCUGGGCAUGAGUGUAUUGGCUAACGCGGCCCAAAGCGCUAAUCUGCGAACCGCACACAUGUUCCGGUCGCUUAACCUCUACUAAUCAAUACUUGAUUGUUCAGAGGUCAUGCUGAUGAGAGUAGGGACGGUGGCCCGCUUGUUAACUAGUUAAUAUUGAUAAUGGACUUGCGCUGCAUCUACCGCAUUCUCACCUCUUCCCCUCCCCCCCCCCAUUUGGGCCCGGUGUCGAAAUACAGCCAAGAAAGCCGACGGCUGGAGAAGUCGUUGGUGACUGACACGGCGAAAACCCACACUUGUGCGUACCACCACACCCCCUCGUUCACGACAAACACUUCAGCGGUGACAGCUGUAGUAUAAGUUGCAAUGGCAGCAAGGUUUUCAACCACAGCAGCAGCAAAUAUGGGGGAACGGCAAGAAUCCCAAUUGGCGCGGCGUGAGCCUGCAACUGGGCCCACUACCGCACCCCAAAUGUUGGCAUUUGUUGUGGUGCUCAUUCGCGAUAACGCCCGCCGAAAUCCGAUGUAGCUCCGUGUUGGUCCAAUGCAUCUACCACAUGGUCCGUUUUGGAGACAUAUCUGCUACCAGCCUGCUCCCCCCGUCCCCUCCUUUCUUCCUUCCCGCUUGACUGACUAAACUCUGCGUACCCCUCUUGCGCUUUUAACAUCCUGGCCUCUCUUCUCUGCCCCUGCCACUUACUGCAUUUUAUAGAUAUAUAUUCUUCUGAUGAUUAUCGAUUGAUUGAAAAUUUGCAAAUGCGCGUCCACCAAAAAGGGCUCACUCAAAUAUGGUUGGAUCGUAUAAACAUAGAAGACCAUCAGUGGAAGAAAGGGCGCCUCGUAUAACAAGUAGCCACAUUAUUCCGAAUGAUUUUUUGAGAUUCAGUUGAUGUGCUGCAUGCUACUGUGUUACGAUGUUCUAUACUAACCAAUAUUGCGAUCUUAGUUAAGCAGUCUUUUGCAGGUGAAGGCCUCCCUAAAAGUAUCUCCCGUGGGUUUCGGCACAAUGCCCAAUUCCCCCCAUUUCUCUCAUCAUGUGGACACCACUCUAACGUUUUAUAGAACUGUUCGACGGAACAAACUUUCUGAAAAUAACACCGUCUGUAUUUUGUCAUUGAGAGCACUUGCCGGUCUGUUUAAAGCGACAGCACAUACCUUUUCACCUUUAGAUGAGCCAUCAGACCUUUGUUAGUCACCAUAUACUGGCUUUGGACUUCAUUAUGACAACUACACCACCUAUCACAAAUGCAUAAAAAGCUAAGUCGCCUCCUAAGUGUCAUUGAAACUUUGAAGGCUGUGCUCUCCGGCUUCUCAAAACGUGUUAAAACGUAUCUUUAGAGAUGCCCCUUCUACGGACUAGAGAUUAACUUGGUAUAUUUCUUGCAGAUUUUUCAGAUUAUUCAUUAGGGGAUCUGAGUUAUCUUGGGCCAAUCACGAGCCCUCCUUUACGGCCACCGUCAAUUAUUCUCACAGGGCAUUCUUCACGGCCACUGCGGGCUCGGCGUUCUGUCUACUUCCAUCCGGUGUCCGAGUGGGGGGGGAUUGUCGUGGCUAGAAGUUUAGCUUCAUCCAUUCCAUUUCUUCUGUCUUUUAGUGGAUAAGCAGAAGGCCGAACAGUUGCUGGAACAGGUGAGGGGUGCCCUGAAUCAGUUGGACGCUUAUAAUCACCUGUUAGACGAGGAAAUGGGUCAGCGAACUCACCUGGGACUGA
Spirometra erinaceieuropaei is the source of this 4956-nucleotide messenger RNA. The record is from the annotation of a GenBank genome assembly. Lineage: Eukaryota; Metazoa; Platyhelminthes; Cestoda; Diphyllobothriidea; Diphyllobothriidae.